CCCGGCCUCAGCGCCAUGGUUUGCUGCCUAUCCCGGGCCGAUGUGGGAGCCACCCGGAGUCCAGGCGUGUGCAGCGGCGCUCGCGGGCGCUCUCCUCCUGGUGCUUUCCGUGCUGGUGGUCCGCCAGCUCCUGAGGCAGCGGCGACCGGCGGGCUUCCCCCCGGGGCCACCGCGGCUGCCAUUCAUUGGCAACAUCGGCUCCCUGGCCAUGUCUGCCGAGCUCCCCCACGUCUACAUGAGGAGGCAGAGCCGGGUAUAUGGCGAGAUUUUCAGUUUAGAUCUUGGAGGCAUAUCAACUGUGGUUCUAAAUGGCUAUGAUGUAGUAAAAGAAUGCCUUGUUCAUCAAAGUGAAAUUUUUGCAGAUAGACCAUGCUUUCCUUUGUUCAUGAAGAUGACAAAAAUGGGAGGCUUACUCAAUUCCAGAUAUGGCCGAGGAUGGAUUGAUCACAGAAGAUUGGCUGUUAACAGUUUUCACUAUUUUGGAUGUGGCCAAAAAUCUUUUGAAUCUAAAAUCUUAGAAGAAACCCAGUUUCUAAUUGAUGCUAUUAAAACAUACAAAGGUAAACCUUUUGACCUCAAGCAACUAAUAACAAGUGCUGUUUCAAACAUAACUAAUCUUAUCCUUUUUGGAGAACGAUUUACUUAUGAAGACACUGAUUUUCAACACAUGAUUGAGUUAUUUAGUGAGAAUGUGGAACUAGCUGCCAGUGCUCCUGUCUUCCUGUAUAAUGCAUUUCCAUGGAUUGGCAUAUUACCUUUCGGAAAACACCAAAAGCUAUUCAGAAAUGCAGAUGUGGUCUACGAUUUCCUCGAAGGACUUAUUAAAAAAGCUGCAGUUAACAGAAAGCCUCAUUUACCUCAGAAUUUUGUUGAUGCCUAUUUAGAUGAGAUGGAUCAAGGUGAAAAUGAUCUUUUAUCUACGUUUUCCAAAGAGAAUCUGGUUUUUUCAGUGGGUGAACUCAUCAUUGCUGGAACCGAAACUACAACCAAUGUGCUACGCUGGGCAGUUCUUUUCAUGGCUCUUUAUCCUAAUAUUCAAGGACAAGUUCAUAAAGAGAUUGAUUUAAUUAUGGGCUACAAUAGGAGGCCUUCUUGGGAAGACAAGUGUAAAAUGCCUUAUACUGAAGCAGUUUUACAUGAAGUUUUAAGAUUCUGUAAUAUAGUUCCACUGGGGAUUUUCCAUGCAACCUCUGAAGAUGCAAUUGUACGUGGUUAUUCCAUUCCUAAAGGCACAACAGUCAUUACAAAUCUUUAUUCUGUUCACUUUGAUGAAAAGUACUGGAAAGACCCAGACAUAUUCUAUCCUGAGCGAUUUCUGGACAACAGUGGAUGUUUUACUAGAAAGGAAGCUUUCAUUCCUUUUUCUCUAGGGAGAAGACAUUGUCUUGGAGAACAGCUGGCUAGGAUGGAAAUGUUCUUGUUUUUUACAGCAUUACUUCAGCAGUUUCAUUUGCAUUUUCCACAUGAGCUAGUUCCAAACCUGAAACCCAGGUUGGGCAUGACAUUGCAACCCCAGUCCUACCUCAUCUGUGCAGAAAAACGCAGAAAGUGCACAACUGUAUUAGGGGAUUACCUUGUUUAAUCAAUGGUAUUUGAGCCAAAGCCAUAGUUUUAUAAAGCCAAGUGAAUACAGAUACAUUGUUUAAACUAGUACUAGAGCAAUAACAAGCAUUAGCUGUUAUUUUUUCUAACUUCCAUGAACUCUUGUAGAAUGUAUUGAAUGACACAAAGAUGCAAGUGUUGUGUGGAUACUAAAAGGGGCCAUGGAUGCACUAAACAGACUUCUUGUUUAGUGUAAGUUUCCUCUGAUCUGGCUCCAUCCUGGGGAACUUUACUUUUUGCUCCCAAACUGAUUCCUUUAUAAUCAAGUGUUGUGAUUAGCAAACUGUGAUAUCAGUCCAGGACUAAAGAAGAAAUAAAACCCACAUAAAUUAAUUUUGACUACAGAAGAAUUUUAGAUAUCAUGGUAGGCAAUGGAAAAGCUUUAUAUUUAAUAUAGACUCUUUCAGUGCUUUCAGAUAUUCCUUGCUACUAUGUAUUUAUAAAAAGUAUGUCAUUCUUCCUAUAAACAAGUUUCUGUGAUCCCUGAGUAUCCACCCUUACAGCAGCAGUUCAGUAUAUAUAAGAGAUACAGUAUGCAGUUGGCUGUUUAUUCUUUCUUUGUAGGCACAAUCAUUACACUUUUCCUGGCACCACUUAUUUUUAAGACCAGUCACAGAACUUAGAUUCAAACAUCUUAUCUUACUAAGGUCUUAGUUCCAUGGGUUAGGCAGUAUUCAAAUCCAAGUCUGCUAUAGAGACAGGGUAACUUAUAAAUGGGACACUUGAGAAUGAUGAGAUGUUAUUACUAAUUAUACCAGGACAAAUGGCAUAUUAUCAUAGGCCAAAACAAACUAGAAUGUAUACUUAUUCAUUUAUAGAUAUUUUUUCAUUAUUGUUUCUUCUAAAGUCCUUCAAAGAGCUCAUGUUCAUGUAACUUGCUUUGUGAAGAGUUGUAGUCUUAGAGCAAGUAAAUAUAACAAUGGCUUGUAUGAUGAAUAUGGAUUAGGGGCCACAGAGAAGGCUCAACAGUUAAGAGCAUAUACUCUCAAAGAAGAUGUGUUUAAUUUCCAGUGUGCACAUCAGAUGGCUUACAAUUUCCUGUAACUCAAGCUCCAAGGGAAUUCAAUGCUUCUGGCAUCCAUGACUAUUCACACUCAUGGACAUACACUUAAUUAAAAAUAAUAAUUUUUAAAACAAGAAAGAACAUGGAUUUAACCUUAAUCUGCCACAUCUGGUAAAAAAUUUCCUAGUUUCUGUGAUUCAAAACAGGAGUUUUGUGUUGUAGAAUAUUAUUUUAAGAUGUGUUACAUUUGUUUAUGUUGUAAAAUAUUUGUUUAAUGGUGCAAAGAUGUAUUGCAUUCUCUUAUGUUGCAUUUGUUUAACUCUGUGAGCUGCGUUACUUUGCCCGUCUAAAACACCUGAUUGGUCUAAUAAAGACCUGAACAACCAAUAGCAAGGCAGGAGAAAGAAUAGGUGGGGCUGGCAAACAGAGAGAAUAAAUAGAAGGAGAAAUCUGGGUAGGGAGAGAUAUCUAGGAAUGAGAAAAGCAGGAGGAGGAAGACAUCUGGGGCCAGCCACCCAGCUACCCAGUGAGACACAGCAUAAGAAGUAAAGAAAGGUAUAUAGGAUAACUUAAUUGUGACAAAAAAUAAGUAGGCUUUAUUCUUCUUUCGAGUAUGGCUACUACUGCUUUUCGUAUGGACAGGGACUUCAUACACCUCUGCAGAACACUGUUUUGUUUAUGCCUUAGGAAAUCUUUGUGAUUUUUCUUACAUCUAUAUUUAUAAACUAUUAAAGGCAAAAGAGCCUUAGUUUCACUGCCCCUAAUUCUAUAGUCAAGAAAAAGGGGGUUCAGACAGGAGAUGAAGUCCUCUGGACCAUGACAAAGACAUGCUUCACUUUAUCUUACAUUGUUCUCAUACCUAAUUAUUUGUACUUUAUAGUCAAUAUAGUUGUUUAUCAGAUAAUGUCAACUCAACCAUCUGGAGUCAAUUAACUGAUAAAAUACUGAAUUUUAUAAAAAUAUAAAUGAAUGCAAAUUACUAUGGAAUUCAUAAUAGAAAAUAUCUAUUUGGGGAAUUAUAUAGUAACAUAUGUAUCAGGACUAUACAGUGACUAAUGGCUUCUUACUAAUCAAUAAUGACCUACUAAUUAGGAUUUUGAAAACCUAACUUUUGAUUCAACUUAUGGCAACUGAGCAUGGUUAUUUCUUCUUACAUGCCAUUAAAAUCAUCCUAAUUUCAAAAUGAGUGUAAAGACAUUGAAAAGACAGAAGGUGAGUGAACAAACUGUGGAUAAGAUCAUAUAUAGACAGAUAUCAUAUAAGGUGGAAUUGAAAACAUGAGUAUGCUUCAUAGAAUGGCCAUGGAGAAAAUACAGCACAUACAAGAAGGCUAGGCAAGGACAGAAAAAGUGAAAAGAAACCAAGCUGUGAAAUGCAGCAAUUGCUUGGUGCUUAAAAGCACUUGCUGCUCUUGUAGAGGACCUAAGUUCAGUUCUCAGCACCCACAUGGCAACUCACAACCCCCUGUAACUCCAGUUCUGAUUCCUCUGGCCUCAGCAGACACCCACUCUAAUGUGUACAUAACUGCACAGCACAUGGCAGGGGAGGGGGGAGUCAAGAAUGAACUAAACAUCAACUUUUUAAAGAAAAAAACCAAGCUGGCAAAUUCCUCAGGCAAACAAAUGAACAAACAAACCUAAUAUCUUCACUUUUCUUUUCCUUGUUUUUUGUCCAUCUGCAAAAUGUGCUCCCAGUGAUGAAAUAAAUAUCUGGAUGAUUGUGUACUAUGCCU
Molecule: messenger RNA, 4337 nt
Organism: Peromyscus maniculatus bairdii (prairie deer mouse)
Lineage: Eukaryota; Metazoa; Chordata; Mammalia; Rodentia; Cricetidae
Gene: Cyp2r1
Product: cytochrome P450 family 2 subfamily R member 1
Biological process (GO): xenobiotic metabolic process
Cellular component (GO): cytoplasm; intracellular membrane-bounded organelle
Molecular function (GO): heme binding; iron ion binding; oxidoreductase activity, acting on paired donors, with incorporation or reduction of molecular oxygen, reduced flavin or flavoprotein as one donor, and incorporation of one atom of oxygen
Source: RefSeq, a predicted model, not a curated record